CUUCGUUUCGACCCUUCCAGGCAAAAUACAAGUGCUCAUUUAGGCAGCACUCGGAGGAUCUCGAGUCUCAGGAAGCAUCAUGCUUAGCUUGCUGCUAACCGAUGGAGCAGGUGUGAGCGCAGUUUGUCGAUGAUUCUUCUUUCUGCUGCACUGCAUGCACCCUAGCUAGCUACUAUGGCCGAUCCGGUGGGUAGCCUCGAGAGGAUCAUUAAGGUGGGGCUGAGGAUCAAGGCGGCGGUGGACACGGUCCGCCGCAACGCGGUGGUGUGCCAGGAGAUCCGGAGGCGGGUGCUCAGGUUCAGCGCCGUGCUCUCGCAGCUGCAGCAGACGGGCGCCAUGGACGACAGCCCGGCCAUGGGCGUCGCCCUCUACGAGCUGGAAGAGACUCUCCAGCGCGCACUGGAGCUCGUCACGGCCUGCCAGGACCAGGACCGCCGGACCACCAGCGGCAUCGUCCGCCGCCUCCUCGGGGCGAGGAACCUGGCGAGGCAGCUGCGCGCGGUGAAGGACGAUAUCCUCAACAAGGUCAUGCUCGCGUCCUUCGCCAUCAACGCUCACACCACCAUCUUGCUGCUAACCAUGCAGACCGGUGGUUAUCUUCUGCCUCGGCUUCGACAGGAUACAGGAAUGGUGGAGAUAUCACAUUCACAUAGCAGGCAUUCAACUAAUGAUGCUAGAUCUGCACUGGACGUUGAGCAAAGCAAUGUACCUGGAGGAAGCGAGCAGACUACUUCUGUUAUAGCAUCCUUAAGAAAGUUUAUGCCAUCUGAAGUAUGGGUUGCAACAAAUGGAUACUCAACCAGCAACAUCAUUGGCCGAGGUGGAUCUUGCACAGUCUACAAGGGCGUACUGGAUGAUGGGAACAUGAUUGCUGUUAAGAUUUUUCAUGAUACUUCCUUGGAAUGUGCAAACAAGUGUUAUAGUCUAUAUGUUCUUGCUUCAAAGCUUCAGCACGAAAAUAUAGCAAAAGUUUUGGGAUACACAAAAGGCAGAGUUGGUCAAAAUAGUGAACAAAAAUACAUUUUGAUCGAAGAAUACAUUCCAAAGGGAACCUUGCGCAAAUUUAUUUAUGAACAAGAUUUGAAUUAUGCAGGACCCCAGCUGCUUUAUCAUUGGUUCUCUCUAAUGUGGAUAAUUAAGGGGAUAGCUCAGGGCAUACAUUACCUACAUGAGCAACACGUUGUCCAUUUGGAUCUGAAACCAGACAACAUCAUCUUGGAUUCAGAGAUGAAUCCUGUGAUCACUGAUUUUGAUCUAUCUAAAGUGUUGAAUGAUACCAACAUUCUACGAAAAAUGCACCAAAGCCAUACAAGGCCCGAAGCGUAUUCGAGGUGUACCCACCAAGAUGAUACAGAAACCAUUGACAACAACAAGAUAGCAGGCACAUUUCCAUACAUAGCUCCAGAGCAUACAACAGAUGGUAUUAUUUCAAAGAAGAGUGAUGUGUAUGCUUUUGGCAUCAUCCUCCUGGAGGCUAUCAGUGGUAUCCGCAGACGUAGUGAAUUUCCUUUGCAUCGAUGGGGUUGGACGGCUUGGGAAUCUCGACGAAUAGACGAGGAGUUUGAUCGGGUAGUGUUUAAGGAGCCCCGGCUAAUGGAAAUUAGAAGGCACGUGCAGGUGGGGCUUCUGUGUGCUCAGCAAGAUCGGACUGAUCGACCCACCAUGGCGGAUGUUCUUCAGAUGCUCAGUGGCAAAAAACAGCUGCCGACCCCAAAGAAGCCAACCUACACUGGAUCCUACGACAAAUGGAUUCCUCCUGGCAACCAUUCUGCAACGCACACCAACUUGCAUGGAGAAUGGGUUAUUCCUGACAGUCCUUCUGCCUGGUCAGAAGGAUCAUUGAGCCCCCGGUGAGGCAUCGGUUUGUCCCAAUAUGGCUUAGCUAUCUUGUAAUGAUACCCCUUUGUUGUCAUCUAUCUCAUCAUUCAUCUGUAAUUUUUUGUCCAUACAUAUGGUGUAUUAACUUCAGCAAAAACCUUGUUGGGCCCAACCACAGCACCGGGAGAUUAGUUUUUUUUAACAGCUAUACCAUCAAUAUACUUCAAACGAGAAUCA
Sorghum bicolor (sorghum) is the source of this 2055-nucleotide messenger RNA. Its product is annotated as putative receptor-like protein kinase At4g00960. The record is from RefSeq and is a predicted model, not a curated record. Bases 175 to 1854 code for a protein of 559 amino acids. Gene Ontology annotation, molecular function: ATP binding; protein kinase activity. Gene Ontology annotation, biological process: protein phosphorylation; cell surface receptor signaling pathway. The transcript has 8 exons. Lineage: Eukaryota; Viridiplantae; Streptophyta; Magnoliopsida; Poales; Poaceae.